CUUAAACAGCAGCACACCGAGAACAGCCAGAACGAAACUGUGUAAUUCUACAUUAUGGAAGUUAAAAUGUUUUUGGUAUAGCUGACCAUCGACACCCUCUCCAGCUGCUGUGCUGAUUCUCAUCCAUAAACCCACAUCAUCUACAGAUAAAAAAGAAAGAAAGAAAGAAAAAAAUAUGGCAGCCAGUGAAUCUCUGCCAGAAAGAAGAAUUGUUCUUCUUGGAAAAACAGGAGAUGGCAAAAGCAGUGCUGGGAAUACAAUUCUUGGAAAUUAUGUAUUUUUAAGUGCUGCUUCACCUGAAUCUGUGACAACUGAAUGUGCUAGCAGUGAAAACACUGUUGAUGGAAGAAAGAUCAGCGUUAUUGACACACCUGGAAUUUUUGAUACUAAUCAUGAUGAUAAGAAGAUCAAAAAUGAGAUCAUACGAUGCAUGAUUGAAUGUGCUCCAGCUAUUGAUGCCUUAGUCAUUGUCCUGAAGGUUGGGAGGUACACAAAACAAGAAAAGAAGAUUGUGGAUACAAUUUUUGAAUAUUUUCAAGAAAAUACCUUUAAACACUCAGUGGUUUUAUUCACUGAUGGUAAAAAACUAGAAAAUCAAAGAAUUGAGGACUUUGUUCAGAAAAGUCCAAAACUACAGGAGCUGGUUGAUAAAUGUGGAGGUCGCUGUCAUGUCAUCGACAACAAAUACUGGAACAACUGUCAUUCAGGAGACAAGAGCAACAGAGUUCAGGUGAAAAAUCUGAUGGAGACCAUCGACAAGAUGGUGGAAGAGAACGGCUGCUACAGCAAUGAGCUGCUUCAGACGGUGGAGGAACACAUUCAAGAGGAGAUGAAGAUAAAUGAGGACAACUUGCCUCCAGAAGAGAAUCAAGAAAAAGCAAAGAAAAUUGUUCAUAAAAAAAUUCUGGAGCAAGUUGCUGGAGCAGCAACAGGAGCACUGAUUGGUGCUCUUCUGGGCGCAGGUGUUGCAUUAGCUUCAGUUGUGGCUGUAUUACAAAAAUAUUACCCUUUAAAGAAACUGAUAAAAGCCAAGGUAGAAGCUGCAGUUACAGGUGGAGGAGGAGCAGCAGUUGCAGGUGCAGCAGCAGUGGAGAUCGGAGCAGCGGCUGGAGGAGGACCAGCAGGGGUUAGUGCAGGUAUGAUCACUGCAGGAGUUCUCGGAGCUGCAGCUGUUGCAGGAGCUGCUGGAGGAGGAGUCGCUGGAUGGAAAGCGGCAGAAGACGCUGAUUCAGUGUGUGACGCCAUGAAGAAGGCAGCAACAGCUAACUAUGAGAAUGCAAAAGCUACUGUUGAGAAAAUACAAGAACUUUUUACACUUGCAAAAAAAACCCCAUAAAUUUAUUUUGAAAAUAGAUAUUUCAUUCAUUUUGUUAUGAGCCCCUGCUCUUUCUUUGCAUUUGUAUUCAGAAAUGAUCUCCAGCCUCAUUAACUAUAGCGUGCAGUAAUAGUUUGUUUAAAAAUGGUCUAAAUCAAAGUUAACAUAUUUCACAUUAUAGGGGAUAAGAGUUUGAUUUUUGUCUUAAAGCUUGACAAAUAAAUUGUGUUGCAGUCACCUGUGUUAAUUUCAGUGUUCAGUUCCCCUUAAAUGUAGUAUAUACACACUGAAAAAAUAAGAAGUUAAAUUUACUUAAUUUUUGCACGAAUAUUUUUAAGUAAAAUGUAAAUAAGGAAUUAAGUAAAAUAUACUUAAGUUAUCUAAAAUUAGUAAAGGAAA
Onychostoma macrolepis is the source of this 1714-nucleotide messenger RNA. Its product is annotated as GTPase IMAP family member 7-like. The coding region runs from base 176 to 1336 and encodes 386 amino acids. The transcript has 3 exons. The record is from RefSeq and is a predicted model, not a curated record. Gene Ontology annotation, molecular function: GTP binding. NCBI's taxonomy places the organism in Eukaryota, Metazoa, Chordata, Actinopteri, Cypriniformes, Cyprinidae.